This is a messenger RNA of Ctenopharyngodon idella (grass carp), 2037 nucleotides long. It is a transcript of the gene ctps1b, whose product is annotated as CTP synthase 1b. The record is from RefSeq and is a predicted model, not a curated record. Gene Ontology annotation, biological process: CTP biosynthetic process; pyrimidine nucleobase biosynthetic process. Lineage: Eukaryota; Metazoa; Chordata; Actinopteri; Cypriniformes; Xenocyprididae. Bases 181 to 1953 code for a protein of 590 amino acids. The transcript is spliced from 17 exons. Gene Ontology annotation, cellular component: cytoophidium; cytoplasm. Gene Ontology annotation, molecular function: identical protein binding; CTP synthase activity.
UAGAGUUAAAAAAACUCAGUAUCGGAUCUCGCACCACGUGUUGUUUUGGCGCUUUACCGCAUUUCGCUGACACCCAAACAAACGUGUCGUGUAGAUGGUUUGUUUAUAUUGAAUCGGUUGACGUUUUUAAUCUACGGUUUUUACAUAUUUGAACGGCACGAGUUCAGACAGUGUUGAAUAAUGAAGUAUAUACUGGUGACCGGUGGUGUGAUAUCUGGCAUUGGUAAAGGGAUCAUAGCCAGCAGUGUGGGCACUAUCCUCAAAUCAUGUGGCCUGCAUGUCACUGCUAUCAAAAUCGACCCCUACAUCAACAUCGAUGCAGGCACUUUCUCUCCCUAUGAACAUGGUGAGGUGUUUGUGCUAGAUGAUGGCGGCGAGGUUGACUUGGAUUUAGGGAAUUACGAACGUUUUCUGGACAUCCGGUUAACCAAGGAUAACAAUCUGACGACGGGGAAGAUCUAUCAGUCUGUUAUAACCAAGGAGAGGAGAGGGGAUUACUUAGGCAAAACUGUACAAGUGGUACCACACAUUACUGAUGCUAUACAGGAAUGGGUCAUGCGGCAGGCUAAGGUCUCGGUGGACGAUGACGGAAUUGAGCCAGAAGUCUGUGUUAUUGAGCUUGGAGGUACAGUUGGAGAUAUUGAGAGUAUGCCUUUUAUUGAAGCUUUUAGACAGUUUCAGUUUAAAGUGAAACGGGAAAACUUUUGUAACAUCCAUGUCAGUCUGGUUCCUCAGCCCAAUUCAACAGGAGAACAGAAGACCAAACCCACACAGAACAGUGUUCGAGAGCUUCGUGGACUUGGCCUGUCACCUGAUCUGAUUGUUUGUCGUUGCUCAACUCCAUUGGACACUGCUGUCAAAGAGAAAAUCUCCAUGUUUUGCCACGUAGAACCUGAACAGGUGAUCUGCGUGCAUGACGUGUCCUCAAUCUACAGAGUACCUUUACUCCUGGAGGAUCAGGGCAUUGUUGACUACUUCUGCCACAGACUGGACUUGUCCAUUGAGAUGAGACCUCGAAAAAUGCUCACAAAGUGGAAGGAGAUAUCAGACAGGUCUGACCGACUCCUGGAGCAAACCUCCAUUGCUUUAGUAGGCAAAUACACCAAACUGUCAGAUUCAUAUGCGUCUGUUAUUAAAGCACUGGAGCACUCUGCCCUCGCCAUCAACUAUAAGCUAGAGGUCAAGUACAUAGAUUCAGCAGAUCUGGAGCCAGCAGCGUUGCAAGAUGAGCCGGUUAAAUACCAUGAGGCCUGGCAGAAGCUCUGCAGUGCUGAUGGGGUUCUUGUUCCUGGUGGCUUUGGUGUGCGAGGCACUGAGGGAAAAAUCCAAGCCAUUAACUGGGCGAGGAAACAGAAAAAGCCAUUUUUAGGUGUUUGUUUGGGCAUGCAGCUGGCAGUGUGUGAAUUUGCUCGUAAUGUACUCGGCUGGGAAGAUGCCAAUUCUACAGAAUUUGAUCCUGAAACCAAACAUCCAGUGGUGAUUGAAAUGCCUGAACACAAUCCUGGACAGAUGGGAGGAACUAUGCGGUUAGGAAAAAGGCGCACCUUAUUCAAAAACACCUCCAGCGUUCUUCGAAAGCUGUACGGCGAUGCUGAAUAUGUGGACGAAAGGCAUCGACAUCGCUUUGAGGUGAAUCCAGAACUGAAGCACCACUUUGAGGAUAGAGGCUUUCGAUUUGUGGGUCAGGAUCUGGAGGGGGAGCGGAUGGAGAUCAUUGAACUUGAAGCAGAUCACACUUAUUUUGUCGGAGUGCAGUACCACCCAGAAUUCACUUCUCGCCCCAUUAAACCCUCGCCUCCUUAUUUUGGCCUUCUACUGGCAGCAUCUGGGAAACUACAGAACUACCUACAGAAAGGAUGCCGGCUCUCACCGCGAGACACAUACAGUGACCGAAGUGGCAGUAGUUCACCAGACUCAGAGAUCUCUGAAAUCAAAUUUCCUUCACUCUCUUAAAGGAGGAAUAUCCACAUAAUCAUAAAACAUAUUUAUGACAUGAAACGAUGAACUUGAAUAAAUGAAUAAAAGGCUAAUGUGUCA